Molecule: messenger RNA, 1769 nt
Organism: Brassica napus (rape)
Lineage: Eukaryota; Viridiplantae; Streptophyta; Magnoliopsida; Brassicales; Brassicaceae
Product: peptidyl-prolyl cis-trans isomerase CYP19-1-like
Exons: 1
Coding region: 729-1583 (284 amino acids)
Biological process (GO): protein peptidyl-prolyl isomerization
Cellular component (GO): plasma membrane; cytosol
Molecular function (GO): peptidyl-prolyl cis-trans isomerase activity
Source: RefSeq, a predicted model, not a curated record
AAAUUAAUUUCAAAAACAAAUCUGCGCUUUCCAAGCGCGGGUCAAAAUCUAGUAUAGGUUAAGUAUUAAAAAGUUAUCAAUUAAUUAUUUUUAUAAAGUAAUAAUAAAAGAUUUUUCAGUUGACCAUCACGUGGAUAUCUAAUGAUUUCUACCGUAAGGGCAUCUCCAUUGAGAGUUCAAUGGGGGAGUUCACACGGUUUUCGAAAAAGAAAAAUAUUAAAAUAAGUAAAAGUGGUGAACCUGUCUCUUGCAAGUUCACUGCAGUGAACCCGGGUCAACACUGUAGCGCGGGUCCCACGGCACGUGGCGGCCCGCGAUUGGUCCGAUUAAUUUUUUUUUUUUUUUUUUUAAACAAAAUUCAAACAGAAAAAAAAAAUAAUAAAAAAAUGUUUUGUGAAUCCCUCCCAUAAGGUUCACUGAUGUACAUGGCCUAAAGUACAUUAAAUUAUAACAUUUAUCGUAACUCUACUCGGAUAUUCCACCUCUGAAAGCAAUGUUUAACAGAUUAAAAAAAAUGUUUACAUAAACAUACUUCAUUUUUUUGGUCUAAAUAUAAACAUGCUUUCUUUUAUCCACGGUGAAUCUAUACACUUUAAGAUCUUUACACGUGUAUCCAAGGUCAGUGGCUUCUUCCUUUUUUAAUCGUUUGGAACUAGUUCCUCUUUCCAUACAGCUGCGAAUCUCUUCUCGCAGAAGAAACCCUAAAUUUAUCUGAUCCAUCUCAGAACAUGGAAAUUACUUUUCGUUUUAAUGAAACCGACAGAGCCGCCUUUACAAUUAACGUUCCGUCAGGUGGUGGAUUCACAGUUAACUUUAAACCCGUCGGCCAACUCGUUCCACCGGCUGGUGGCCGAUUAAACAACAAUGGAUCCCACGUUCACCCUCAGGCUAGUGGUGGUUUCACAAUCAACGUUAACCCUAUUGGCCUACCUGUACCACCUGCCAAUGAACUAAACGUUAAUGGAGCCCAUGUUCAUCCUCCUUCGGCUGGUGGCGUCAAAGAGAAAUAUGAAUCUGAAAACCCUAAACACUCUGAUCCCUCUUUGAAAAUGGCCAACCCUAGGGUUUUCUUUGAUAUGACAGUGGGCGGCAAACCAGCUGGUCGGAUCGUGAUGGAGCUCUUUGCCGACACAACACCACGGACGGCAGAGAACUUCCGUGCCCUCUGUACUGGCGAGAAAGGCAUUGGGAAGUUUGGUAAGCCACUCCACUACAAGGGAACAAUCUUCCACAAGGUAUUUCCCAAUUAUACCUUGUGUGGAGGAGAUAUCAUUGGUGGCGGGGAGGAACCAGGAGGCGAAUGUAUCUAUGGAAGUAGGUUUUUCGACGACGAGAACUUCAUCAAGACGCACAGCGGUCCAGGUAUCCUCACCAUGUGGAAUUGUAGAGAAAACACCAACGGAUCUCAGUUCAUGAUCUGCUUGAGGAAGAUCGUGGAAUUUGACCAAGAAUGCGUCGCGUUUGGCCAAGUUGUUGAGGGAUUGGAUGUGAUUCAGAACAUUGAGAAAGAGGUCGGCCGACCUGAUCUUAGCGGCGUGCCUAACAAGCUCGUGGUGAUUGCCGACUGCGGUCAAAUUUCCUAGGUCUCAGAGAUUUUUAUCCUUUUGUUUUCAUGUUUUGUGUGUCUUUUGUUCUUGGUUUGGAUUUUAUUUUGGUAUGUUUCACUCGAGUUUGGAUUCGCUACCAUUGAAUAAGAAUAAUUAGUGAUAUUAUUGGUUAUUAUAUCAUCACAAGUGUUUUUAACGAUGGUUCUUAUUAGAGUCACAUCU